AAUCAUUUAUAUACAUUCCUUUAAAUGACGUGACGGAAAAACGGGGAAAGAAGAACGAUGGAUUUCUUUAGACGGGACGAGAGAACCUGCCGUUCCGAUGACUCUAACGGUGAAAUCUUUAAGAAUGUUCCGAAGAACAGCAGCACAUUUCGUAUUUGGAAAAUUGAGGGUUUACGAGUCACAGCCAUUACAGGAAGUAAUAUGGGAUAUUUCCUCUCAGAGUUGGCAUACAUUAUCUACGCGGUGUCGUCAAAAGACGGCCCACUCCCUUAUCCUGGAAUGCCGGUUAAAGAGUUAAAGUCGGCCACAGUAGUCCGUGUAAUUCAUUUUUGGAUUGGAUCCUCAUGCGACUCUACAAUCUCGGGGGCAGCCGCCCUUCGAGCAGCUGAAUUGGACUCGCAAGUAUCUGCCACGAUACUAUCGAGGGAGGCUCAAGGACGAGAAAGUUCUAGAUUUUUGGCCUAUUUCCGUCAACAUCUCGUUAUCGAAAAUUUUCACUUUGAAACACCAUCAUGCAAAUUGCAUAGAGUAACUGGCGUAGCAAUUCCUAUCCUAACGGAACUUGAGAAAGUUCAUUGGGACUAUUUCAGCUCGCGGGAUGUUAUUCUUAUAGAAAUUAUAUCGCUGGGUAUCGUAUUCCUCUGGCUGGGAUCAUCAGCAGACCCACUGCAUAAACGACACGCUGUCACUAUAUUGGAAAUGAGAAAAAAAAAUAACGGUCGUAUCAUCAUUGUUGACGAUGGAUAUGAACAGACACUAUCUGAAGGAGAUAGACGGCUGUUCGCCGGUAUUUUAGACCCUUCUAUUAGGGCAGUUAAACCUGAUCGCCUUUACCGAGUUAAUAUGCCAAGUCCAGUUAAGUUGUAUAGAUGCAGCGAACAAUCUGGUAAAUACAAGGUUGCAGAACUGAAAUCUGGACCGAUUCUUCGAUCAGAUCUUACCUCUGAAGCUGUUUAUUUAAUUGACCGUGGUGAAACUGGUGUUUGGGCUUGGGUUGGGCGUGAUGUAAACGCACGAGAAAAGUUAGAAGCAAUCCGCAAUGCACGCGGGUUCGUAAAAAAAAAAAAUUAUAGCAACGGUGUAUCGGUACAAAGAGCACUUGAAGCUUGUGAACCAAUGGAAAUGAAGGCUCUCAUUAGAGGAUGGGAACCAGCGAAAACAAGACCGCUUACUUUGCCACCAAAUUUUGACCCUGAUUAUAUGAAUGAAAGACCUAAAAUGGCUACUGCAUGUCAAUUAGUAGAUGACGGAUCUGGUAAAAGAACUCUUUGGAGAGUAACUGAUAAGGAAGGAAUGAUUCAAGUGGAUGAUAAAGGAAUAUAUUACGCGGAAGCUUGUUACGUAAUGUGCUAUAAAUACGGUCAAGGACGUAGGAGUAGAACAAUUAUUUAUUAUUGGGAAGGAGUCCAUUCUAUAAAUGCAGAUAGAGAAGCUGCUUUAGAAACAGCUUGUCAUUUAUCAGAAGAUACCUCUAGCCAGUUAGUAAAAGCAUACCAAGGUAGAGAACCACCUCAUCUAUUGCAAAUUUACGAUGGAAAAUUAAAAAUACUCGCUGGAAGGCAUCGUGAUUCUCCUCCAGAGAAGUAUCUUGUUAGAGUUUUUGGGUCUACUCCUUAUACAUCUAAAGCAGUUGAACGGCCUUUGAGAUCCAGUAGCCUCGAUUCUAGUGGAGUUUUUAUUCUAUUUUCUAAUCCAUCUGUAGUAUGGUGCGGCGGCAAAAGUACUGGCGACGCUAGGCAAGCAUCUAGACGUCUUGCGCCUAGGAAUGCACCUCUAAUAACUGAAAAUAAUGAAGAUAACGAUUUCUGGACAGAACUCGGAGGUAAAGGAACUUACGGCACAGAAAUUAUCGAUGACGGAGAAGAACUUGAGAAACAUUUAUACCAAUGUUUGACAGAUACUGAAAUGUUUGUUGGUGAAGAAGUUCUUGGAUUUGGUCAGAGCAGUCUACUUCCAGAAGCUGUUUGGUUAUUAGAUGCUGGAAAUGUAAUAUGGAUUUGGAUUGGAAGGUCUUCUGCUUCUAAAUCGUUAAAAGAAUGUGUACAUGAUGGAAUGAUAUUUUUGUUCACUCAUCCAGCUGGUCGAGAUCGAAAUACAACAAUUUCUAUAAUUAAACAAGGGAUGGAACCAUCAACAUUUAUUGGACUCUUUGAUAACUGGAAUUAUAAUUUAUUAAGAGAAUACAAAUCAUUUGAAACAUUUUGCAUGCUUUUGCAAGAUAAAGAAUUAUUACCGAAAAUACAAACAUUAUCUAAAUCAUCGAGCAACUUCGAUAAUUAUAUGAAGUUUCCUCUUUCUGUUUUAAAAGGUGACCCAGAAAAUUUACCAUCUGGUGUUGAUGUUGUUCAUAAAGAAAUGCAUCUUACUUUUGAUAAUUUCAUUGCAAUUUUUAAAAUGGAACCAGAAGAAUUCGCAAAACUUCCUGCUUGGAAAAGGCAAAGACUAAAACAAUCAGCAGGACUUUUUUAA
Molecule: messenger RNA, 2469 nt
Organism: Eufriesea mexicana
Lineage: Eukaryota; Metazoa; Arthropoda; Insecta; Hymenoptera; Apidae
Gene: qua
Product: villin like protein quail
Exons: 9
Coding region: 58-2469 (803 amino acids)
Biological process (GO): actin polymerization or depolymerization; actin filament severing; barbed-end actin filament capping
Cellular component (GO): actin cytoskeleton; cytoplasm
Molecular function (GO): phosphatidylinositol-4,5-bisphosphate binding; actin filament binding
Source: RefSeq, a predicted model, not a curated record